Nilaparvata lugens (brown planthopper) is the source of this 694-nucleotide messenger RNA. Its product is annotated as protein PBDC1. The transcript has 5 exons. Gene Ontology annotation, cellular component: cytoplasm. Bases 133 to 633 code for a protein of 166 amino acids. The record is from RefSeq and is a predicted model, not a curated record. Lineage: Eukaryota; Metazoa; Arthropoda; Insecta; Hemiptera; Delphacidae.
GCAACUCUAUCAUCUGCUUGUCUGCUUGUUGCCUAAUGAAUUAUAUAACCUCACUUUUUAUUACGCUUCUGUCACCCUCGUUUCAUGUGCUUUGAUCAGAAUAAAUUUUAAUUCUUCAAUUGAUUAUUCACCAUGAGUAUAUCAGAUGAACUUGGUGUAAACGAACUGUUAGCUGGUGGAUCACUUCUGACAAGGCCAGCUGAGGAGUUUGAAAAUGACCAAACAGUUGAAGCGAUGUGGGCCAUGAAAGCGUUCGAGCACGCUGAAGUUUAUUUCAAUAUUCUAUGUUCGGUUGACCCUAAAAUACUACGUUUGACGCCUCAUGACGAUUCUAUCUAUAAGACAUUCAGAGAGCAUUUUCCAGAACUGAAAAUUGAGAACAUCGACGAAAAUGAGAUGAAGAGUAAAGAAGGCAAAGAUAAAUGGAGACCAUUUUGUGAGCAGUUCAAAGACGUUGUUGAAGACUACAGUUUCGGCACUCUCCUGAGAAUCGACUCGACCGGGGAUUACUCCGAGAAAAACUCCACUCUCGUACCUAGAAUACAGUUCUAUGCCAUUGAGUUGGCCAGAAACCGGGAAGGCCAUAAUGAUGUUGUCAGAUCUAAAUACAAACCAUCCAAAACUGCUUCGUAGUUGUAAUCAAGUAGACACUUUCUGUAUCAAAUUUCCUAUUAAAUCAUAUUUGUAAUCAAAA